Messenger RNA from Aptenodytes forsteri (emperor penguin), 497 nucleotides. RefSeq names its product CDC28 protein kinase regulatory subunit 2 (gene CKS2). The record is from RefSeq and is a predicted model, not a curated record. Gene Ontology annotation, molecular function: protein kinase binding; ubiquitin binding; cyclin-dependent protein serine/threonine kinase activator activity. Bases 1 to 213 code for a protein of 70 amino acids. Gene Ontology annotation, cellular component: cyclin-dependent protein kinase holoenzyme complex; SCF ubiquitin ligase complex. The transcript has 3 exons. Gene Ontology annotation, biological process: regulation of mitotic cell cycle. Lineage: Eukaryota; Metazoa; Chordata; Aves; Sphenisciformes; Spheniscidae.
AUGUACUGGUGCCUGUGGUUGUUCCUCCCCAGACAUGUGAUGCUGCCAAGAGAACUUUCAAAACAAGUGCCAAAAUCCCAUCUGAUGUCUGAAGAGGAGUGGAGACGACUUGGUGUUCAGCAAAGUCUUGGCUGGGUUCACUAUAUGAUCCAUGAGCCAGAACCGCAUAUUCUUCUCUUCAGAAGACCUCUUCCAAAGGAUGAGCAGAAAUGAACCAUUGUCUAUAAAUUUUCUCCUAAAUCUUCUGGAACUAUGUAUAUGAGUGUAUAUAUGUUGGUAGUAUUCAGUGAAUACUUUAAAAUGUACAAAACAUACAUCCAUACCUGUGCAUGAGCUGUAUUAUUCACAGCAACAAAGCUCAGUCAAAUGCAAUUCCAAGUAGGCUGCUAUGGUGUUCAAAGAGUGAUGAAGUUACCUUCUUUACUGUUAAUGUAAGUGCCUAUCUGACUUUUCAGUGAAUUUUGUUUAUUAAAGAUUACGUAUUGCAUGUUCUGACU